ACAACAGAGCGAGCAAACUUACCUUCCUCAAGGAAUAUCAAUUAUUCUCUCGCAGUUCGAAGUACCGACUGCGUGACGCAGUGAAGUUAGGGCUGUUUUCUUCGGAGUUAUCGCCAAAGCGACGCAUUAUUAGAUGCGAUCUUAUGUCAAGUGCAUCUUCUGGGUCGACGUAUCGGAAGUAUACGUCAAAGAACACGUAGGGUCCGGAUAUCCCGUCAAAAUCUUAAGGAACAGACACUCUACGGCCGAUCACUACCGUAAUGUCGCAAUCGCCGAUAGUGCUGGACGGUGACUUCAAUAGCCAGGCAGCAAUUUCCAUGGGCAAGACUUCUAUCGAUAAUUUACCCACCAUGCUGUGGACUCUCAACAACCAAGUCUCUAUAUUUAACACGCACUUGGAAUUUUUACGUGCCGGCGCCAACAUGAUAAGGACCAACACUUAUCACGCGUCCAUAUACAAUUUAAAUCACUUUGUCGGUAUUGACGUAAAGGACAGCUCGUCCAUUAUCACCAAUGUCGCGUCAAUCGCCCGAAAGGCCGUGUUUAGUUAUCUCCAUGAAACGAGCAAGAAUGCCACAAAUCAGGAAGUCCACCGCAGAGUCCGUCCUUGCAUAGUUGGCUUUUGCGGGCCAUAUGGUGCCUCGUUAGGCAACGGCUCGGAGUACACAGGUGCUUAUGGGAAUGCGUUGUCGCAAAGCGACCUGGUGGAGUGGCAUAAGACACGCGCGAAGGCACUACUGGACGCCAAAGUCGACAUCCUGGCUCUGGGAUCUGUGCCGUGCGCGAAGGAGGCCGCGGCAUUCGUGGAGAUGCUGCAGAACUUUCCGCAUAUUCGUGCCUGGAUCACGUUCUAUUGCUACAACGAGCGUAUAUUAGCGGACGGCAGCGACUUCCGAAAGAUAAUCAAGCACUGCUGUCGUACCAUGGGCAACCAGAUGAUGGCAAUUGGCGUCAGCUGCAUCGAGUCCAGAUUGGUAUCGCCCUUGUUCAACGUCAUCCAUCGCGAGACGUUCCCGUACAACGUUCCUCUGAUAGCGUGUCCUGAUAAAACUAGCUACAGAUUCAAAGAAGACUUUACCAUCGAGAUAAUUGACCGAAAAAGUCCCUUGAAUCUGCCUAUAUCGGAGUGGUUGAACAUGGGAGCGACUAUUAUCGGCGGUUGCUGCGGUACAAUCGCUCACGAUAUCAAGUACAUUCGUUCAGAAAUAGAAAAGUACAACGUCGUACAACAGAAAAAAAGUACUAUCAACGAUAAUAAUUCUAAUGUAGUUAAAACAAAAUUGUAAUUUGCAAGAUACAACCUCGCACGAUUAUUAACGCUUGUACUGUUUAGUUAAGCCAAUGAAGACAAUACAAUCGGAGAUACGCGCGCGUCUUAUAAUUAGAUGAAUAUAGGACGUAUUGAACAUAGUAUUGAAUAUAGUAUAUAUCUUUGCAGUAUCACUAACGUAAUGUGAGUGCAUUUAUAAUAAUAAGAUAUAAUAUAGUCGUAUAGAUAAGAUAUGUAAGAUAAUAAUAUCUAAAUAUUAUUAUCUUCAUAGUUAACAGAUAGAAGUCGCAACAUUCUAUUCAAAUAUUCUCCUGAUGAUUUUAUUUAAAAUUCCGUGGCGUUAUUUAUUUAUUUUCGUGUUCUUUCCACUGAAGAAGAAAGAGAUAAUAAUCAUCGCUAUCUGUUAUAGGACUUCUUCCUUUUAAUAUAAGAAAUAAGGUUUGUGUAAUUUUUAAAAAUUCAAUAUACUAUCCGUACACUUCUCUCCCUAUUCCUUCUCUGUCGAUGUUACGAAAUAAUAAUAAUUUUAAUGUCCAUUAUAUGUCAGCGUGUAUGUGAAAAAGUAUCAGUAUAAUAACAGAUGUUUUGUUGCAGGUUUUGUGAAUAAACAGUUACCUUUGAAA
Molecule: messenger RNA, 1893 nt
Organism: Odontomachus brunneus
Lineage: Eukaryota; Metazoa; Arthropoda; Insecta; Hymenoptera; Formicidae
Product: homocysteine S-methyltransferase-like
Exons: 1
Coding region: 261-1286 (341 amino acids)
Biological process (GO): S-methylmethionine cycle
Molecular function (GO): S-adenosylmethionine-homocysteine S-methyltransferase activity
Source: RefSeq, a predicted model, not a curated record